CUUCUUCUUCUUAGAGAAGAAGAAAAAGAGAGAAAAAGAGAGAAAAAGAAUGGGUCGUGUUAAACUGCAGAUUAAGAGAAUAGAAAACAACACAAAUCGACAAGUCACAUUCUCUAAACGAAGAAAUGGACUCAUCAAAAAGGCUUAUGAGCUCUCAGUCCUCUGCGAUAUCGAUAUCGCUCUCAUUAUGUUCUCACACUCCGGUCGUCUCAGCCAUUUUUCCGGCAAGAGAAGAGUUGAAGAUGUACUAACGCGAUAUAUAAAUCUCCCAGAUCAUGAGAGAGGAGGGAUUGUCCAUAACAGAGAGUAUUUGAUCAGCACCCUUAAGAAGCUCAAGACAGAAAAUGACAUUGCUCUGCAACUUGCCAAUCCUGUGGCUGUUAACUCUAACGUGGAGGAACUCAACCAAGAAAUCAAUAAUUUACAGCAUCAGCUCCAGAUAGCAGAAGAACAAUUAAGCAUAUUUGAGCCUGACCCACUGGCCUUUACCUCAACUGGGGAACUUGAAUCUUGUGAGAAGAACCUGUUGGAGGCCUUGAGUCGAGUCACAGAAAGAAAGAAAUAUCUACUGAGUAACCAUUUAUCUACUUACGACCCAGCAAGUAUACAGGCGUACUUGGAUUCACAGGAGGGUUUACCAACCUCAUUUGAGAACGAGGUUAUGGGCUGGUUGCCGGAAAAUGGACACAACCAUACCCAAAUGUUUGGAUCUGACCCUUGUGUUCCUCUAAGGAACCAUCCAUCGACGAAUGUCUACGAUAAUCUGGGCCAUGGAACAAGUAUCAAUGUGGACCCAAUCAACAUGGGAGGAUGCCACAUCAGCAACUCGGGCGGUGAGGGCCUUCCACCGUGGCAUCAUUCAUACACCUCAACUGAACUCCUCUCAGCCCUCAUGCCUCAACCCUCAUACCCUCCUCCUAAGCAUGAGAUGGCACCGGGUUCGAUUAUCCCAACAAUGAUGCCACAUCAGCAAAUGGAAGCCACGUCAAAUUGCCAGCACUUGCCAUCUGGUGAAGAUGAUUCAGCUUAUGACAAGGCCCAACUGCCACAGCUUCAUGUGGAAUAACACUGAAAGAUUAAUGUAUUUUUCUACACAAUUUUGAUCUUCCAAUUGCUUAGAACCAUUAAGAAAAAAGUGCUAUAGAUGUUCUAAGCUUUUACAAAGAAAAGAUGUAUAAUAUUUUUUAUAUUUGUACAA
This is a messenger RNA of Vitis riparia (riverbank grape), 1198 nucleotides long. RefSeq names its product agamous-like MADS-box protein AGL104. Gene Ontology annotation, molecular function: protein dimerization activity; DNA-binding transcription factor activity, RNA polymerase II-specific; RNA polymerase II cis-regulatory region sequence-specific DNA binding. The transcript is spliced from 11 exons. NCBI's taxonomy places the organism in Eukaryota, Viridiplantae, Streptophyta, Magnoliopsida, Vitales, Vitaceae. The coding region runs from base 50 to 1066 and encodes 338 amino acids. Gene Ontology annotation, biological process: positive regulation of transcription by RNA polymerase II. The record is from RefSeq and is a predicted model, not a curated record.